Molecule: messenger RNA, 2896 nt
Organism: Poecile atricapillus (Black-capped chickadee)
Lineage: Eukaryota; Metazoa; Chordata; Aves; Passeriformes; Paridae
Gene: SRF
Product: serum response factor
Exons: 7
Coding region: 118-1563 (481 amino acids)
Biological process (GO): positive regulation of transcription by RNA polymerase II
Molecular function (GO): protein dimerization activity; DNA-binding transcription factor activity, RNA polymerase II-specific; RNA polymerase II cis-regulatory region sequence-specific DNA binding
Source: RefSeq, a predicted model, not a curated record
CGGCGCGGCGCGGCGGGGGCGGCGGCGGAGCGGGGCCGUGAGCGCGGAGCGCGGCGGGGACAUGGCGGGGCCGGCCUGACCCGGCCCGACCCGACCCGACCCGCGCUCGCCGCCGCGAUGUUGCCGAGCCAGGCCGGGGCCGGGAACGGCGCCGCCGCCGCGCUGGCCCGCGGCUCGGGGCUGGGCCGGUCGCCGGUGCCGCGUGGGGCGAACGGCGGCGGGGCGGCGGCGGGGGUGUCCGGGGGCCGCCUGAAGCGGGAGGCGCUGUACAGCGGCAGCGAGGGCGACUCGGAGUCGGCCGAGGAGGAGGAGCUGGGCGGCGAGCGGCGCGGCGUGAAGCGUGGCCUGGCCGAGGCGGCGGGGGCGGCGGGGCCCGCGGCGGGAGCGGCGGCGGCGGCCGCCUACAGCGGCGGCGGGGGCGGCGGGGCCGUGAGCGGCGCCAAGCCCGGGAAGAAGACGCGGGGCCGGGUGAAGAUCAAGAUGGAGUUCAUCGACAACAAGCUGCGGCGCUACACCACCUUCAGCAAGAGGAAGACCGGCAUCAUGAAGAAGGCCUAUGAGCUCUCCACACUGACUGGCACUCAAGUCCUGCUGUUGGUGGCCAGCGAGACGGGCCAUGUGUACACGUUUGCCACACGGAAGCUGCAGCCCAUGAUCACCAGCGAGACGGGGAAGGCGUUGAUCCAAACAUGCCUCAAUUCCCCGGACUCGCCCCCACGCUCGGACCCCACCACUGACCAGCGCAUGAGUGCCACUGGUUUUGAGGAGACGGACCUCACCUACCAGGUGUCCGAGUCGGACAGCAGCGGGGAGACCAAGGACGCCCUGAAACCCGCGUUCACUGUCACCAACCUGCCGGGAACAACGUCCAUCCAGACAGCCCCGACCACCUCGACCUCCAUGCAGGUCAGCAGUGGCCCGUCAUUCCCCAUCACCAAUUACCUGGCGCCAGUGUCUGCCAGCAUCAGCCCCAAUGCCGUCACCAGUGCCAACGGGACAGUGCUGAAGACUACUGGAGCCAGUGCAGUGACGUCUGGGGGCCUCAUGCCGAUACCCACUGGCUUCACCUUCAUGUCAGGUGGUACCAUGGCUCAGCAGGUUCCAGUCCAGGCAAUCCAGGUGCACCAGGCACCCCAGCAAACGUCUCCCUCUAGUGACAGCAGCACUGACCUUACCCAGACCUCUUCCAGCGGAACAGUGACCCUCCCAGCGACCAUCAUGACGUCGUCUGUGCCAACCACUGUGGGCGGCCACAUGAUGUACCCCAGCCCGCACGCGGUGAUGUACGCGCCCACCUCCGGCCUGGCCGACGGCGGGCUCGCGGUGCUCAACGCUUUCCCACAGGCACCCUCAGCGAUGCAGGUGUCCCAUGGCCAGGUCCAGGAUCAGGGUGGCGUCCCCCAAGUGUUCCUGACAGCCCCAUCAGGCACGGUUCAGAUCCCAGUCUCAGCUGUCCAGCUUCACCAGAUGGCUGUCAUCGGGCAGCAGAGCAGCAGUGGCAGCAGCCUGACGGAGCUGCAGGUGGUCAACUUGGACACCUCACACAGCGCCAAGAGUGACUGAGAGGCCUCUGCUGCCGGCCUUCUGUUUCUGGCUUGUCAUGCCAGUGUCGGGGCUGGCAGCAACUCCUUCUCGUACAGACUGCACCAGUUAUUUAUUGUUGCCUUUUCACGUUUCCUUCAUCCACACAUGCACACACACACACGCACUCACCCACCCCCACACACACAGGCAUGCGCGUGGGGCUGCAGGACCCACCCGGGGUGGAGCCGUGCUGGGGCCGUGCAGGGCUUGGGGCAUUUGGAUGCUGCAAUAGCUGUGCUUGUCUCACGCCAGCCAAAGAAAUGUGUCUCUUGAGGGGAGGAUUGCUCUGCACUGUAAAUAAAUACUGCAGGCCAUUCCCAGCUGGAGGCUCUGGCUCCUUCUGGGUGCUCUGAGUCACCGUGCCCAUGAGUGUUUACUCUGCGUGGGGCUCAGCUUAGACCCGGAGCCAUCGUGCAGGUGCAGCUUGGAGCAGAGUGGGUUGUGGCUGUGCUGCUGGCCUCAGCAAUGUGCCUUUGUGGGGGUGACAGGUCCUGGCCGCAGCAACUCACCCUGGACCCUGGACAGGAGAGAGAGGGGCCAGCUUGCAUGUGCAUCUCUGGGCCUGCAUGCCCUCUCCCUGGAGGGCAGGGCACGGCCGCUGGCACGUGGCCCUGUCUUCCUCAUAUGCACUACAGUGAGCCCUCUGCCCUCAGUGCCUCCUCGCUGGGCUGCCUGGCAGAUUUUCAGCCUGACUGGCCCUGCCCCGGCGGCUGCCCUUGCACAAGUGAGGUGGUCGAUAGAUGCCCAGGAACACAAAGAUGCCCUGGAGAGCUCCUCAGGGGCCCUGUGCUCUGCUCAGCCCCACACUCUCAGCCCUCGCACUGCUUCUGGACUCCAUACACCCAGGGGAACGUGGCUGGGUCUUUCCUACAUCCCCCUGCAGCUCCAGCCAGCGCUUUCUGAAUUUCUGUGUCUGAUGCAAGGUGGAGAAACAACUCAAAUGUUAAAGGGAAGAGCCCAUGGGGCACAGAGCUGCUGGGCAGGUGGCAGGCUCUUCCUCUGAGCACCAGGGUGACCUGCAGGCCAUCCUGGGCUGUGGGAGAGCAGCUGUGAUGCCUGUACAGGCUCAGCAAGGCUGGGGGAGAAGGGCUGGGGCAUGCUUGGUCCUGCAUGGGAGUUGCUGUGAAUGGCUCUGCUACCUAGCCCUGUCCCUGGAGGGAGAGUGAGCAAGUGAGAGAAGCUGCUGAAUCCUUAGGGGAAGAAGCAGCUACUGUAACUUUUUUUUUUUUUUUAAGUUAAAGACAAAAGAAGCCUUGGAGAAAAAAAAAAAAAAGAAAAAAAAAAGAAAAAAAAAGAAAAUUACUUUAUUUUU